CUGGCUUUGUUCUCUUCUCGCACGGCGUCAAACUGACAGCUUAGCAGCAAUAAUUAAACGCAGUGUCACGAAUUACAAAUUUUGAAUUUAUUUGAGGUCAGUUCUGUGCAUUUUAAACUAAAAACCAUCAAAGUGACAUCUUACAAGAGUCCUCGAACAUAGAAACAUCAAUCAAAAAAUUUAUUUCGAUCAACAUAAAGGCGGAACAGUGAGACCACGACAAGAUCACUUUAGUCUAUGGAGCUUUGUACAAUUUAUGCAAGAAAAUCAGCAUUUAAUGCUUUGAACUCUUAACAUUCCUCUCAAAACUGGCUGCAUUCACAAGUGGAUUUCCGCAAUGAUAUUAUGAAUCACGUCCUUACACCGCAGGAACAAAACGUUUGAAGCUAGCCAGACUGUUCGCUAGCUGAACGAGGUUUAUACCCGAAAGUGAAACAUAAUCACUUUACCUAAAAUGACAUCUCAUUCAGAGGAAGAGAAUCAAACUCCAGAACAGAUGUUGCUUGCUUUGAAGAAGAAUAUGAAAUCCCUCAAAGACGAAGAAAAUUCUUUGAAAGCACAGCUCGUUUUGCUCAACGAGCAAUUCCAAUCACUUGUAAAAUCAGCUGCAGAAAUAUAUCCAGAAGUAUUGGACGAAGAAUUCCCGAAAAAAGUUGCUGCUAGAAAACAACGUAACAUAUCUCCCUACAGACCACUGAGAAGCCCUGAUGGUGCCACAGGAAAACCAAGUGGUGCCACAAGGACACCAAGUUAUACCAGGAGUAGUUAUAGAUCACAAGAUUCGCCACACAGAAGACCUACUCUUGAUUUGAAACGGUUUCCACGACGCUACACGAGAAUGACCAGCGAGGAAGCCGCAGCGAAGAUUCAAGAACAGUUUGAGAACGACACUAAUGCAGCCGCGGGAAUCGACGCUAGAAGGAUUCGAAGUUCUCUGCCAAAUUCGCCCACUGAGGAGACAGUGCUGGAUCCUGCUACUGCAGAAAGCUCUGACGACGAACGCAGAAAGAGGUUGAAGAAAAAGAUGAUAGAGUCUAGAAAAGUAGAUGUUGUACAUCUGGGUUCGUUUUGAUGACGUAGAUUUCCGCUCAAAGCUCCACACCCCACCUCUCCCUAACUUUCUGGGAUUAUCUGUUUGGUUGUAGAAUACCUACUGGAAUUACCCAUUUUACCCUGGAAAUAAAACAACCCUCGCCCGAAGGUGCAUUCCAUUUAGUAGGUCCUCAUAGAGUGGAGAGUGAAAACAAGCGAUGGAAUGAAGACGCUAGAAGUGUUUGCAGUUGUCGUGGAUCGUAACUGCGUAGUGUGCUACACCGUGAUGACGAAACCUACCAAGGACAGCCGGAAUUUCAACCGUUUCGGCCUGUGAUCGUUUACUGUCUCCUUCUCUCAUAAUUAAUAAUAUUAAUAAGAGUUAUCAAAUACAUUCAUAUAUUCACUUGCAAGGACGAAUUAGUUGUCCACGGCUGACUGAUAAACAGGUCAGGUCUAAUUUACCAUAGUGCUGUAGUGAAAGAGUGCACAGUGCCUUUAGGCAAUCUCACUACGACGUAAAUUGAUGUAAAUCGACGUAAAUCGCAAGCGAGCUUCAUGCAAACUAAGCCUGCUCAGGGUUCAACUUCAUUCUUUCAGGGUUUGCAUGCAUCAUAAACUUCUCCAUCCACUUGGAAUUUUGUGAAAUCAGUACAACCUCUUUCGAAGAGACUCGUAUUCUCGCGUUGAUUAGCAAUAUGAGGUUAAUUGCUUGAGAUUAUCAGAUUUAGCCAAUACAUUAUCAGAUUAUCAGAUAUAGUUAAUACGUAUAGGUAAUACAUUAUCAGAUAUAGCUAAUACAUUAUCAGUAAAUGUUAAACUCCAAAAAUACAUAUACGUUUCUAAAUUUAGGCUUCAUAGUCAAUAUUUAGUUCCGAAAUCCAAUGUCGUGUCAUUAUAUUUUCAUACGAAGCACAGCAGAGAAAUACAAUUUAAUUACCCGAUAAAUUUAAUUACUCGGUAAAUUGUUGCGAAACAAAUUGUGAAAUAAACUGAAGAGUGUAAGAGAA
Orbicella faveolata is the source of this 2042-nucleotide messenger RNA. RefSeq lists its product as uncharacterized. The record is from RefSeq and is a predicted model, not a curated record. NCBI's taxonomy places the organism in Eukaryota, Metazoa, Cnidaria, Anthozoa, Scleractinia, Merulinidae.